Molecule: messenger RNA, 1716 nt
Organism: Aspergillus japonicus CBS 114.51
Lineage: Eukaryota; Fungi; Ascomycota; Eurotiomycetes; Eurotiales; Aspergillaceae
Product: acetyl-CoA synthetase-like protein
Exons: 5
Coding region: 1-1716 (571 amino acids)
Biological process (GO): fatty acid metabolic process
Molecular function (GO): medium-chain fatty acid-CoA ligase activity
Source: RefSeq, a predicted model, not a curated record
AUGACUCUAACUCCCCCUCCCGCCAUAGUCCACGGCCCGACCGAGCCUGCCCUCUGGCACAAGACACUGGGCGAGCUCAUCGACCUGCAAGAAGCUGAACACGGUUCUAAGGAGGCGGUAGUUGUACCGUGGCAGUCCGUCCGGCUCAGCUACCGCCAACUUGGGGAGAGAAGCCGGGUACUUGCCCAGGCGAUGCUCAACAUAGGGUUGCGUCCAGGGGACUGCGUAGGCAUCAUGGCAGGCAACUGUUACCAAUACAUCGAAGUCUUUCUUGGUAGUGGUCGCGUUGGGUGUCCCGUGGUGGUCUUGAACAAUACUUAUACCCCCGGGGAGUUAACCAGCGCAGUUAAUCAGAGCUCAUGCAAACUUGUCUUCAUCAGCGCGAGCAUCAGCAAACGGAAUCUUUCAGACCACAUCUACGCUCUUCAAGGCGAAGAAUCACCGAACCCGAAGCUCCCCGAGCUCCGCCGAAUCGUGCUCAUUGGAGACAGCAUCUCCAGCCAAAUAGGCAGCGACCUUCAAUUCUAUGACGCCUUCACAAGCAACGCCCACCCCAAGCCAGCCGAACAAGCAGCUAUCGCACGCACCAUCUCCCCGGAAGGAGUCUUGAAUCUCCAAUUCACCUCCGGAACAACCGGCUCCCCAAAAGCCGCCAUGUUAACGCACACAAACCUUCUCAACAACGCCCGCUUCGUCGGCCAAGGCUUAGCCCUCACCGCCCAGGAUAAGAUUCUUAGCCCACCGCCCCUAUUCCACUGCUUCGGCCUGGUCCUUGGCUUUUUGUCCUCCUUCAUCCACGGCAGCACCAUCAUCUUCCCAUCCCCCCGCUUCUCCGCGACCGGAUGCGUGGACGCACUCCUCACGGAACACGCAACGGUGAUCCUCGGCGUGCCAACGAUGUACCUCGCCCUGCUCGACAUCCUCGCCCAAACCGGCACCAAGCCAGUAUCCCUACGAACCGCGCUCGCCUCCGGCUCCCCUGUCUCGCCGACGCUCAUGACCCGGCUCCGGACCGAGAUGGGAGUCCCGAACGUGCUGAUUGCGUACGGGAUGACGGAGACGAGCCCAGUGACAUUUAUGACGCGUCUGAGCGAUGAUGUUGAGAAAGGAAUUCAUACGGUUGGGAGAGUGCUACCGCACACGUGGGCGAAGGUGGUGGAUCGGGAGGGAGGCGUGGUUGCGCGGGGGAUGCGGGGGGAGCUAUGUACCGCGGGUUUCGCGGUGCAGAAAGGGUAUUGGCGCAACGUUAAGAAGACAGCGCAGGUGAUGCGAAGGGAUGAGGCCGGGGUGCUGUGGAUUUUUACCGGGGACGAGGUGGUUAUGGAUGGGGAGGGGUUUGUGGCGGUCACGGGACGGAUUAAGGAUUUGAUCAUUCGGGGCGGGGAGAACAUCUUCCCGCGUGAGAUCGAAGAGCGAUUGACGGCGCAUCCCGCCAUCAGUGAGGCCAGUGUGGUCGGGAUCAAGAAUGAGCGGUACGGGGAAGUGGUCGGGGCGUUUCUGAAGGCCAGACAGAUAAUCAGUCACAAUGAACUCCGGCACUGGGUCACUCAGACACUGGGGCGUCACAAGGCACCCCAACAUAUCUUCUGGAUCGGCGAUGCGGCCGUCGGGGCGGAUUUCCCCAAGACCGGCAGCGGGAAACAUCAGAAACACCUCCUGCGCGAGUUGGGGAAUCAUCUGGUGCGAAUGAGGGAGGGGAAUCGGGCGAGAUUGUAG